Orbilia oligospora ATCC 24927 is the source of this 972-nucleotide messenger RNA. RefSeq lists its product as uncharacterized. The record is from RefSeq and is a predicted model, not a curated record. The transcript is spliced from 2 exons. Lineage: Eukaryota; Fungi; Ascomycota; Orbiliomycetes; Orbiliales; Orbiliaceae. The coding region runs from base 1 to 972 and encodes 323 amino acids.
AUGUCGUCGUCGAACUAUGUGUCCAACAUUGCUCUUGUCGGUGCCGGUGGAAACCAAGGCAAAUAUAUUGCUGAAGAGCUAGUCAAAGGUGGAAAGCAUACAGUCACCGCUAUUACCCGUGCCGACAGCAAAGCCAAACUCCCCGCCGGAGUUGUCCCAAAGGUUGUCGACUACAACGAUGCUUCUUCCUUAGUUGAAGGUCUCCGUGGUCAAGACGUCCUCGUUAUUACGGUUUCAGUGGCUGCGCCACCAGAUACUCAAACCAAAUUGAUUGAUGCUGCCAAAGAAGCUGGCGUCAAGUUUGUGAUUCCCAACGAGUGGGGAUACGAUUCCGAGCGAAAUCCACAACUUCUCCGCGACAUGCUAAUCGGAGAAAGAGUCAUUAAGAUCAGAGAAUAUUGCCAAUCUAAGAAUAUACCGUUCAUCGGAGUAAAUGGCGGAUUCUGGUAUGAAUUCAGUCUUGGGGGCAGCGACAUCCGGUACGGGUUUGAGAUUGAAAAGAGGGAAUUCACUCGCAUCGACAGUGGCGACAUCAAAAUUAGCACUUCGACCUGGAAUCAGGUUGGCCGUGGGACUGCCGGCCUACUUAGUCUCAAACUCUACCCUGAAAGCGCAGAAGACAAGGAAACCAUCAGCAGCUUUUUCGGAAAAUCCUUCUGUGUUGAGUCUUUCAGAGUCAGCCAGAAUGAUAUGUUUGAAGAGCUCAAGAAGGUCACCGGCACAACUGACGCCGAUUGGAAGAUUACAAACGAGAAUCACAAGGAGAGAUACGAUCGUGCUAUCAAGAUGUUCCAGCAAGACGGUGAUUGGAGAGGUUUUGGUAUGGCUAUGUACACCCGAGCUUUCUUCCCCGACCAGGCGGCUGCCAUGCCAAAUAUUCAGAACAAGUUACUCAACCUGCCACAAGAAAACUUCGAAGAAUCCACGAAAGGGGCCAUAGAGUAUGAAAAGACUGCUGCUAUCUAUGUCUAA